Messenger RNA from Puccinia graminis f. sp. tritici CRL 75-36-700-3, 1759 nucleotides. RefSeq lists its product as uncharacterized. The coding region runs from base 47 to 1759 and encodes 570 amino acids. Gene Ontology annotation, molecular function: RNA polymerase II cis-regulatory region sequence-specific DNA binding; DNA-binding transcription factor activity, RNA polymerase II-specific. The transcript has 3 exons. NCBI's taxonomy places the organism in Eukaryota, Fungi, Basidiomycota, Pucciniomycetes, Pucciniales, Pucciniaceae. Gene Ontology annotation, biological process: regulation of transcription by RNA polymerase II. The record is from RefSeq and is a predicted model, not a curated record. Gene Ontology annotation, cellular component: nucleus.
ACUAGUCCAAUCAAUAUCUUCUUUUAUUUGUAGAGCCUAGAUUACGAUGGAUUUUCAAGAAGAAAGCGCUGACCCUUUCGACGAAAUUUUACGCUCCAUUAAAGCUUCUUCGCAAGAUUCUUCUCCAGAGGAAGAGGCUCCUAGCCACGACUUUCACGACAACGUAGACCAGACUACUGACGAGCACAAAGCGAGCCCCGUUGAAUUCUAUCCAUCAAUAGCGGAUACGUUCCCUUCAGAGGUAUUUGGCGAAGGGCACACUAGCGUAUUUCCCCCCGAUUUGACCUCCCCUUUUCAAGCUAUGAGCGGGCCAACAUUGGCCAUGGAGCCUCCUACCUCUCACGGAAACGCCUUUCAUUUUUUGGAUUUCUCUACCGCAAACUUCGAGAUCUCAAGACCAGAAUCUAGCUUCGAGUCACACCUGAAGACUUCCCUCGAUUUUCAGAAUGAAAGAGCAAUGUUCCCCUCCUCAUCCGCUGAGAUACUAUCCGCAUCUCCCAACAGCUCACCAGAGGCCUUCACUGCUUUUCCCUUUUCAUCUCAUAUUUACGGUGAUCACUUGCCUUUUCUAUACCCUGAAGAACUCAGUUUCCACUCGUCUCCCACCCAGAUCCCAUCCUCAUCCCCCGACAGCUCACCUGGGGCUUUUGCUGCGUUUCCUAUGUCAUCUCACAAUCUCUACGGUGAUCAUAUGCCUUUCACAUACCCUAAAGACUUUGGUGUGCCGAUUGCCCGUUCUCACAUAAGAGGCCAUUCAGAUGGUAUGCCUGGCGGUCGCAGAGGCUCUCGACAUCAUCGUGAUCUGUCCGGAACGUCGUCAACGACCAGCACCAUUUCUGGCCCGCCGUACGAUUUUUGCUCAGCGAUUGAUCCUAGUGCGCUUCAGCCCCCACUGAUAAAAUUACAGACUGAACUCGGCUUUGCCAACAGUGAAACAAGUCAGAUUAUUUCACCUUUCAUUAAUCAAGUCAUCGAGCAAGGACCGGACGGUACAAUCACCGGGCGUUACUCACGUCCCCUGACUUCGACCGGAAGACCCUCGCACGCUAGGAAGACGCCGCCUGGUCAUGUCAAACGCCCACGGAAUGCUUUCAUCCUGUUUCGGUCUUACGCGUGCUCCUCGAACCUCAUACCGCCCGCAGUUGAGAAGGAUCAUCGUCAAAUCAGUCGAAUUGUUAGUCAUAUGUGGAAAUCCUUACCGGCUGAUGAAAGAUUGAAAUGGGAGCGCAAGGCUGAGGAGGAGAAAGACCUUCAUCGAAAACUUCAUCCUGACUAUCGAUACAAGCCGAUUUACCGCAAGGAUAACGCUGCAAAGAAGAACCAAGGUCGUUUGGCUACCUCUUCUGCCGCCCGAAAGAAAGGCGUUUCCCGUAAAAACGCGAAAGGUUUGGAUGCAUCAGAUUGCGGCGAUUUCUCAGCAGAGUCAACAAACUUCGGUGCAUUCCACGGAAAAAGUCAUGCUGAUCUUCUACGGGAGCGCGAUGAGGAAAUUCGCUGCGAAGCAGUCGCGAAGGUUUUGAUGGAAGCCAGGCUGUCUGGGAUUACAUUGGAAGAUGGCGAAAUGGAGGAGCGCGUCCAGGAGGAAGUCCGGCUAGUCAAACUGAAUGAGCCACACCAGUUUCAAACACAGCCGCAAUCGGAGAUCGGUGAGGGUGACCAAAUCACAUCUUCCUUCGAUCAAAACUCAGAGAGCACCUUCCCCAGCUUCGAUGAUUAUCGUAUCCUCUUUCCUAACCCUAUUCCUGAGAAUCACCCUUAG